Messenger RNA from Linnemannia hyalina, 1350 nucleotides. The record is from the annotation of a GenBank genome assembly. Lineage: Eukaryota; Fungi; Mortierellomycota; Mortierellomycetes; Mortierellales; Mortierellaceae.
AUGGCGGAAUUCGAGCAAGUCAACACGGCAUUCCUUGCAUGGCUCGCAGCCAACGGAGCCACAGUCUCAAAUUCAAUUGCCCUCCAGGACUAUUCUGCCGAAAGUGCCGGUCGUGGAGUCAUUGCCGUUGCCGACAUCAAUACAGAUGAGGAGCUUUUCUCGAUCCCUCGGCCAUUGCUUCUCUCGCCCGAGACGUCCGAGUUGGCCAAGAAGCUGGAUCUGACGACACUUGAAGGAUGGAACCCGUUGAUGAUCUGUAUGAUUUAUGAAUAUGGCCGUGGAGCUGCUUCUCACUGGAAGCCAUACUUUGAUAUUUUGCCAAUGGAGUUCUCGACGCCAAUGUUCUGGAGUGCAGAGGAACUGAAGGAGCUUGCAGGGACUGGAGUCAUCGACAAGAUCGGUCGGGAGGAGGCAGAAUCGAUCUUCAAGGAAAAGUUAUGGCCAUUGAUCAGCGCACACCCAGACCUGUUCCCUACGACCGAACAACAGGACAAGGAGGCAGGAUUCUUGAAUGUCUUCCAUCGGAUGGGCUCGUUGAUUAUGGCGUAUGCGUUCCACGAUACGCUUCCGGACAAGGAUGAGGAUUCGGAUAUGGAUUCGGAUGAUGAGGAUGAUGAGGAAGAGGAGGAGAAGGUUAAUGUGUCUAUGGUUCCCAUGGCUGAUAUGCUCAACCACAAGACCGGACACAACAACGCAAGGUUGUUCCACGAGAAGGAUUGCUUGAGGAUGGUCGCUAUCAAGCCCAUCAAGAAUGGACAACAGAUCGUAUAUCUGUUGAGAAAGUACGGAUUUGUGGAUGUUCCCAACCCAAACAACAUUGCAGAGAUCAGCGGCGAAUCGGUGGUGGCCAAGUGCACCGCUGCAGAUGAUAAUGGAAAGGACGAGAAGGUUGAAUUCCUCCUUGAACAGGACGGCCUCGAAGACUUCUUCAUCCUGGAAGCAGGCGGCGAGAUCCCCGAGGAACUGAUUGGAUGUGCAAAGAUUCUGAUGAUGCCGAUUGACGAGUUCAAGACGACGGUUAUUGAAGGCAAGAAACUGCCAAACACAAAACUCACGGUCGAGGUUCAAAAGGUCCUGCGGGAACUUCUCGAGGUCAAGUUGGCUGAAUAUCCUUCUUCCGCCAAGGAGGACAAGGCGCUGUUGAAGCAAGCUACUGGCACCAUCCCCGAACGGACACGCAACGCCGUCGUCGUCCGGUCAGGUGAACGCGAAAUCGUGCAGAGUGUACUGGAUCAAGUCAAGAAGUGGAGACCCCCACCACCCCCUCCUGCUGCUUCAACUGGAAAGCAGAAGGGUAAUGGGAAGGGACAGCCACCAAGCAAGGGCAAGAAGCCUUAUCAGAAGAAGUAG